AUGUCGACAUCUCUUCCCCGAACAGUGCUUGCCUAUCAGCACAAUGCAAAACUCUACACGCUCUCCACCCUCAUCACGUCCAUCACACCGUUCCAUCAACUUGCCGAAGCCAGCAGGCAACUUUUCAAGACGGCACCGGACGAAGGCUCUCUUGUGGUGACCACAGCCGAAACAAUCUUCCACCCGCAAGGAGGCGGCCAGCCGUCCGACACGGGCUCCAUCACAUCGCCCUCGGACGACGGCGCAAGAUUCGACGUCUCCGCCGUGCGCAUGGACGUCGUCAACGACGGCGUGGUCCUGCAUCUCGGCCGCUUCGCCGAUCCAGCCAAGACGUUCGUCGCGGGCGCCCCAGCCACACAGGCCAUCGACGUCGACAAACGCCUCCUGUACUCGCGUCUACACACGGCGGGGCACGUCCUCGGCGCCGCGGUCCGGCACCUGCUCGAGCACGAGAUCGCCGGCUUCGACGAGCUCAAGGCCUCGCACUUCCCGGACUCGGCGGCCUGCGAGUUCCAGGGCCUCAUCGAGGGGAAGUGGAAGGAGCCCAUCCAGAAGCGCGUCGAUGACUACGUCGCCCGCGCCAUGCCCGUGGAAAUUGAGUUCUGGGACGAAAGCGAUUUUCGGAGGGAAGGGCUCGAGAGGCUGAUCCCUCGAGACGACGAAGGCGUCAAACUGCCGGGCCCCGGGGAGAAGUUCAGAGUCGUCCGGAUCGUCGGCGCAGAGGCCUAUCCCUGUGGCGGCACCCAUGUGGACACGACGGGUCUAUGUGGCAACGUCGGGGUGAAGAAGAUCAGUAGGAACAAAGGGACCAGUCGGGUGAGUUAUAAUGUGAGUUCAACUCUUUGA
This is a messenger RNA of Cladophialophora psammophila CBS 110553, 846 nucleotides long. RefSeq names its product alanyl-tRNA synthetase. Gene Ontology annotation, molecular function: alanine-tRNA ligase activity; ATP binding; nucleic acid binding. NCBI's taxonomy places the organism in Eukaryota, Fungi, Ascomycota, Eurotiomycetes, Chaetothyriales, Herpotrichiellaceae. Gene Ontology annotation, biological process: regulation of translational fidelity; alanyl-tRNA aminoacylation. Bases 1 to 846 code for a protein of 281 amino acids. The transcript has a single exon. The record is from RefSeq and is a predicted model, not a curated record.